UCUUUCUCUAGAAGCUUUAAGGGAUGAGUUUUCAAUCUGUGGAUGUGCAAUUAGCAUUAACCACAAGGCAAGGUCUGUGACUACUCCCCAACGUACCCAGCGAACAGUAUGCUGUUCACUCCACUCCACUCCCCACUCCUUAGAGGACCCUAUCUAAGGACCCUAUCUUGCAAUGUGCUGAGUGCCCUCAGAGCCGUUUGAAGAAAAUGAGCACCUUGCAUGACUGGAGCCUAAAGCAAGCAUGGGGUAGGGUUCUUUUUUCUGUCAGUUUAGGGCCAAAUCUUGCAAAGGAAUAUGUGCCCAUGAAGUGUCCCAUUGCAGAAAGUGGGGCUCCAGGCAACCACAGAAUCUACUUGCGUAGACUUAAUUGCAGGAUCUGAACCUAGUGGUGGAGCUGCAGUCCUGUUAUAAACUACAGCAGCAGUGCAUGUUGAUUUUGUUUUCCUGUUGCUCUGUUAGCAAGAAUUCCUUUUGUCAUUGGGUAAAGAUUCCAAUGCCCAGCUUCUUAAUGGCACCUGAAGAGCGCCCCAACACCUCACUUAGCUUAGUUUGCUGCUGUGUGGGGGUGAAAUUCACAUCUGUGCCCAAGAGCCCAUGCAGGGCCCCUCUGCAUUGCCUAAGUUUUCCACUUAGUCCCUCAGUUUAACACUCCUUGGAGCAUAGGCUUUGCAAAGACCUUCUGUACUGGGGUGAAUUUCACACUGAGUGUGUGAGACUGUGAGAGCUUUUAAGAACAGAAUCUACAGUCUAUUUUCAGGAUUCUCUAAAUACAUGGAUCAAAAUGCAGGGUUUGUUCAAUUUAAAAAAAAAUUGACAUUGAAUAGAAAUGUCCCCAUGGUAUCUUAGUUUUUUUAAAUCAAAAAUUGUUUUAAUUAUUUAAACAUUCCUCUAAGGUGUUGCAAAUGCAAGCGGAAGACAGACUGUAAAGCUGACAAGUUUCAGUUUCCCUCUCCAAGUUUAAUGCAGUGUGACAAGUAUGCGUGGCUUACUUGAGGGGAAAUUAGAUGCAAAAACUGCCACUAAUGCAGCUGUAAAGGUGAGAUUCAGGUUCAUGAUAUUCAGGAAAUUCCAGAGGUUGAGAUUUUCUACCACAAAGUGAAUUUAGCUAGAUUAACAAUCAACACAGGAAGGCCUGGAGCCACAAAGUGUCCAUUAUAGGUUCCUUACUCUUCAGGGACUGAGCUUGAGAUGUCUUGAGCUGAUUUUAUAAACCUUUCAAGAUGACUGUUAAAAAUGUUGGCCUUGAUACUUUAAAGUGGAGAGGAGCCUGAACAGCACGUGGGUUGGGGCCUGUCUGACCCAGCUCUCACACAUGUCAUCUCCUUCCAGAAGAAGUUCAACAAUAUAACUCCUUACCCUGACUCCUUAGCGCUGGAGGAAUCAUACGUAGAAGUCCCCAUGAGCACCAGUCAUGGUCAUUUCCAGAGCCCUCAAUUUGAAAAAUGGGAUCCAGUAGGAGGAAGGUGGUCAGUUUGUGCUCUAGAGUCAUCUGUAGGGGAAUCUAAGAGCAGAACUAAUAAUUCAGCACCCCAAACAUCUAACAGCCCCUCUGCCUAUGAGAAACACAAUCAGUUUGGCAUGAUCCCUGAGAGGAUCACUAGCUAGUGCAAUGGUUGGUACUGUAUAAAUUCUGUAGCUACUGAGAUGGCUGGCUGGGGCGAGUGAGUUUGUUUAUGAGGAGGGACCUUGCUCAUUUGGUACCUGUUCAAGGAGCACAACAUAUCUUUUUAUUAAAGGUUGUACCCCUCUCCAGAGGCAUGUAGGAAAGGUACAACUUAUAAAUAGAAGGAUUAUGUUGCUUUCCCUUUCCUUUGAUAACACCGCCUCUGUUUAUUGCCUUUCAAGCAUACUUUAAUAAUGAAAGAGAAACUGAGGCUGGAGGAAGCUGGAUGAUUGGGAAUGGGUUCCAGUACUUUUUCCAUUUCAGGCUUGGGACUCUUAAGCAAAGACUGCCAACUGUACAUGAUUUUUUUUCAGAAUCUUGUGAUGUGCAAAAAUGCCUGCUAGGGCCCAAUACUAAUUUUUUUGUGCAAGGAUCUCAAAGUACUGUGCUAAUUAAGCCUCGCAACCCCCAGUGGCAGAGAGAUAUUCUCCCUAUUUGCCAGAAGAGGAAACUAAGGCACAGGCUGAAUUUAAGAAAGGGCUGAGCAACCACAGCUUCCAUUGAAUGGGAGAUUCAGGUCUGCAGCAGUGCUGAAAAAUCCCUUGUCUAAGACCACAGCUGGCAUCAGAAUUAGAACUCAGCAGCUCCUUGAUCUCAGGACAGUGGUUGCGCUUAAGGCCCUGGUGCGCUUCCUUGAAAUGAAGGGACUCCUACAGAGCAUCAUUCCAACUGUGUUUAUAACCCAUGUAAUAUAUGCAGAAAGCAAAGUCCAGUUGAAAAGUCCAGCAAAACACCUGCCAACUCAGCCAGAGAAAGGAUGGAAAAAGGCAUUAGCAGAUUUUUUGAAAGGAUUACCAGUUUACAACAAAAGCAACUUCAGUAGAUUUCAUGCAGACUCUGUAUGUAAAGCAUCGAACAGAAGACCGUCAGUAUAUCUUCCCACAAGGGAAUAUCCAUCUGAACAAAUCAUCGUAACAGAAAAGACAAACAUACUUUUGCGUUAUCUACAUCAGCAAUGGGACAAAAAGAAUGCAGCAAAGAAGAGAGAUCAAGAGCAAGUGGAAAUAGAAGGUGAGAAUUCAGCACCACCACGGAAAAUUGCUCGGACAGACAGCCAGGACAUGAAUGAGGACACUUAAACUCUUGCUCUCUCCUACACUAUUUUGCAGGCGCUUCCUGUUUUGUCUCAAAAUGUGUAAAUUUCCGUGCCCCUUUCCCCCCCCCCCCCCCUCCACUGUGCAGCCCAAACCACUUCUGACUUCAUAGGAGCCAAUGUAUUUAUUUUUUCUCCAGUUUUUAUUUAUGCUGUAAAACGUACGGAGCAAUCGAUGGUGGAACAAGUCAGCAAAUGAUGUAGUGUAACUUUAAUCUUUUAAAAAAACAUACAUUAUCACUUUUCCAGAUUUCAUUAAAUCUGUUGCUUAAUUAACCCAGUUUGCCAUGGAAGCCUGGAGAGGAGACAUGAAUUUACGGCAUGCAAAUUCCAGUGGUAUAGGCUUUCUGAUCCAUAUACCCACUGGUAUAUUACAGUAGUCAACUCUGUAUUGGCUGUAACCAGUCUAGCAGUAAUUUUUUUUUGGGGGGGGGGGGGGGGGGAGGGGGCUCAUCCGCUCUGAAAUGUGGAUCCUAAAAUCAGCACUGUACUAAGAAAUCCUGGGGGUCAUUUAGGGUUAUGUUGAUUUUAUGAAACAUGGUCAACUUGACAGAACAGUUGUGGGUUUUUUGUUCAGCAGCAUGUUAUCACACACGUCAAUGGUCAUGGGGAAUUCAAGUGACAGGUGUGUUGCUUUGGUUGCUGUUACAUUUUAACAGCCUUUUGGUCUUGAAUGGACUGGUAUGUGCAACUUCUCCAUUGGAAUAAAAAGGAUACUUCUAUCCUACUGAGUAUUUGAUCAACAGUGUCUUUAAAAUGGCACCAGGUGGAAUGGAAUUGGUAGGUCUACCUUAUAAUCUUGUUUGUUAAAUUUGAAAAUCAAAUUGGGUACAGCUUGUCAUCUAGAUUGGCUAUUUCCUUUCUCUCAACCAGUGAUUCUGAAAAAUCAUAUAUUGCAUGACUGGAGCUGAGUCCAGGACUUCUGGAUGCAAAGUAGCUGAACAAAAUGAGCUUCUACAGUCUAUAUUAAAGACAGACCCUCUUUCAUUUGGACAAUGACAGUUCAGUGCCUGUCACCUGUAGCCCUUUGCUGACUAUCUUCAGUAGGAGCCAAAUACAAAACCCUCAAGAUGUCUAAGUGGAGUCAAAGGAAACCAGCAUAGUUGAUUGAAGGUGUGUGUGUGUGUCUCUCACUAUUGACUGUCCAUUCCGCUUUUAAUGUGAAAAGCAGAGUCUGUUGUUUGUUGCCUUCCAUUGCUCUUUUCCCAGCAUCCCUGCUCAUCCGCAAAUUCUAAACAAACUGAGUCCAGAAGCCAUGUGAGCCUCUUUCUAGAAAACCAUGGGCAAGCCUAGUUCUGUAGGGAGUUUGACCAUGGUGGUUAAACUCAGAUGAAAGACUUGUGAAGACAGGGCUCAUGCCGCCACCUUCACUACUGUGUCCCAAUCAGGCCAGUGGACAGAGUAAAAGCAUGAUGGGAGUGAAAGCCAUCAGCAGCACAGUUUAUCUUAUGAGACAGGACUUUGUGAGGAGCAGGACAUAGCCUCACUUAUUGCUGCAGUUUUACAAGUAUGUACAAGGCGCUAAGCUCUGAUUCUAGUAUUAGUCAUCUCACUUUUUCAGUGAAGAUCAUUAAGUUAUUUAGACCUAAAAUUGUACCUGCCCUUAAAAUAGCUACAUUUUGCUGCAGCAGUGCCCCUCCAGAUUAUCAGGUUAAAACACCAGCUGGGUUGGUGAGGACGAAAAUAUGGUUUUACGAUUUUGUGUUCUACUGGCAAUUGCAACUUAACAGAACUCCUUUACCCAGAGCUGUGCUGCCAAAAAAAAGAUGCUGUCGUGUGAAAUGCGAGAAGUAAACGGAAAAUGCUGUGUUUUAGCUUCAAGGGCACGUGAAAAGGUUUGUCAGAUACCAAAGGAGGAAAUGGGCGUAGUGCCGAUGACAGAAGUUUAAACAAUGCUGUGUUUUUAGCUCCAUUUGAGAGUUCCAGUCUCAUUUGUCAAGUGCUGUUUAAUUCCUUACUAAGAGAAUUUGGAGCUUAGCUGACCUCUCUGCUACAGCAAGUGAAGUGCCAUUGAAGAGUUGGCAGUUCCAUCCUGUUCUUUACCCCCAUCUUUGUUCCCUUUACAGUAAAUGGGGCCUUGCUGGUAGCAGAGCCUUUGAAAUCUUACAAAUAAGGAUUUUUUUUGUUUAAUUUACCAAACAUCUCUGCAAUUCACACUCUUGGGGGGGGGGGGGAAUAUUUGGCAAAGAGAAAAAAAUAGUUGCCUUUAAUUUCCUGAGAGCAAGUCUGAAGCAAUGGGGAAAAAAACAGUACUUAAAAAUUCUUGUGUCCUUUCAAUCAAACUAUUGCAUUUUUGUUUUUGAUGUUAACUGUACACAAGCAGCAUGGAUUUCUGAUGCUCUCAAACUGGUAUCGUUGCAUUUCACUGAAAGUUUUGAUAGUCUUGCUCAGCUGGUCAGAGUUAUCUAAUCUGAACUAAAAGCCUCCUCCCUCACCAUCCAGUUUCCAUGCUGCUAAGGGCUUGAAAAUGCCAUCCUCAAGCUGCCAGACAUUCAAAAUGUUUCCACUGCUGUUUAAUACGUGUGUAUUGGGUUUGUGUUGCAUGUGAAAACCCUCCCAGCCAAUUGAUGGUCUGGUGUCUUAGGCAAAUCAUACAUUAAACAGAGAUCCAGAACUUC
Messenger RNA from Malaclemys terrapin pileata, 5374 nucleotides. It is a transcript of the gene DDA1, whose product is annotated as DET1 and DDB1 associated 1. The coding region runs from base 2302 to 2742 and encodes 146 amino acids. NCBI's taxonomy places the organism in Eukaryota, Metazoa, Chordata, Testudines, Emydidae. Gene Ontology annotation, biological process: positive regulation of proteasomal ubiquitin-dependent protein catabolic process. The record is from RefSeq and is a predicted model, not a curated record. Gene Ontology annotation, cellular component: Cul4-RING E3 ubiquitin ligase complex. The transcript has 5 exons.